AUGCUGGAAUAUAUCGUGCAAUUACGUGACUACAAUACCUUGGAGACUCAAGGGCAGCUUGUCAGCACUUUUAUCAGCUCUGCAGCAUUCGAUUAUGGUCUUGAGAUUGCUACGCGGUCUCCAUUCGCUCAUCAAGCGCCAACAAACUUUGUGGUAUUGCGCAUGUUUUACUGCGACAUGGAGACGUUACCAGCUCGUUCUAGCAACGAAACAUCAUUAGAUGAACAUGUGUGUCAUGCAUCGGAAGAAGCAAUGCGAAAUUAUGUCGAGAGCAACGUUACGGGGCUGAUAAAAGCUGUCCGAAGGAACAAAGCGUACAGGAAGCUGAAUUUGACGGGACUGGAUACGAAACAAGAUAUAGGGCAAAAGAUGCAAUCAGCAACACGAAGACAAAUGAUGCACGAAUCAACAAAAAGGUUGGUUGGCUUGAGAAAAGAAACAACGUUGCUAGUGAAUGAAUUAGGUGUACGAGAACUUUGGAAUCAAGGCUAUAAAGGACAAGGAGUAAAGAUUGGGAUCUUUGAUACGGGACUGUCGAUGUCGCGGCUUACAAAUGUGAAAGAAAAAAUCAGUUGGACGCACGAAUUGAAAAAUACGGAUACUGUCGGUCAUGGUACGUUUGUGGCAGGUGUGGUUAGUGGAACAGAUGCAAAGUGCCCAGGUAUUUCACCUGAAGCGGAGCUAUUUGUGUUUCGCAUGUUUACAAAAGAGCGGCUCUCGUUCACAUCGUGGUAUUUGGAUGCGUUUAACUAUGCAUUAUUCAAGAAAGUCCAUGUACUAAAUUUGAGUACAGGAGGGCCGGAUUUUCAGGAGUUGCCCUUUGUCAACAAAUUGCGAAAACUUACUGCAAAUGGUAUCAUUCUGGUAUCUGCAGUCGGCAACGAAGGGCCUCAUUAUGGCUUGCUUUCCAAUCCUGCUGAUCAAGCGGAAGUCAUAGGUGUAGGAGGUAUCACUAGAAGCAACGAGGUUGCUGAAUUUUCGUCGCGUGGCAUGACCACGUGGGAGUUUCCAUUUGGAUCUGGCCGUGUCAAACCAGAUAUCGUUACUCUUGCAGAAGACAUUUCAGGGUCGGAUGUCUUGGGAGGAUGCAAGAUGGAACUAUUGUUGAAUCCGGCAUCGAUGAAGCAAAUUUUGCUUGCAAGCUCGAACAAAUUAGAAGCUCGCUAUGAGUCAGACUAUGUAAUUCGAAAUCACAUUUUUGAGCAAGGAAGUGGAGCGCUUAACAUCUCCAAGGCGAGUAAAAUGAUAAAGGACUUAUGGGCUCGACAUCAAGCUGCGCAAAAUAAGACACAAAUGGGGCAAGAGCCGCUUUAUUACAGUGCUUUGCCGCUCAUGGUGAAUUUGACUAUUCUCAAUCCUGUGUCUGUUGUAGGCACGAUUAAAAGUCCCCCGCAAUGGUGUUUUCUUCGAGGUAAAAAACAGGCUGCUGCUUUUGAGGGUAUUGCCCACGGAACGUUGCGACUUCAAUUGGAGCAAGCCAGUCGCGUUGACGACCUUCUUAUCCCGGUAUCCAUAAAGAUCAUUCCUACUCCGCCAUUGUCGAAGCGCAUUCUGUGGGACCAGUUCCAUAACAUCCCCUACCCAUCCGCUUUUGUGCCGCGAGACAACCUUGAAAUUCAGCACGACCUCAUGGAUGUAUCGGGUGAUUAUCCACACACGAAUUUCCACCAAAUGUGUAAUCUCCUGGCUCAUGGAGAAGAGUUUUUUCGAGACGAAAUCGUGGCUCUGCAAAAUGCAGUCAUGUACUCGAACGUAUCUCUUAUCGUUUUUGCCGAUUGGUACGACAACCGUUUGGUGGACUUGCUCGAGCUCUUCGAUACGAGCACACUAAGUAAGUGGCAUGCCAUCACUGGUGGGGCCAACAUUCCGGCAAUUAAUGAGCUACUGCAAGACUUCCGUAUCGCGUUUGGAGAUGGAGUCGUCCAUAGCUCGAACGUAUCACUGCUAAAUUCUGGAAACGACUCGUCGUUCCCGUACUGGUCAGGUUCAUACCUCACAAACUUUCCAGUGGGCGGAUAUCUGGGCUACAUCGAUGGUAUCGAUACCAGCGCAAGGUAUUUAAAUGGCUCAGAGAGAACAGUGACGGAUGUACCGGUAUUGGGUCUCUAUGAGGUGCCGUCGCACGCUGGUGGUCGCAUCGCAGUCUUUGGUGACAGUUCGUGUCUCGACUCAAGCGCGCACCCUGGAGCUAAGUUUCAAAAUUGCUUUGGAAUGUUACGUACCGUGUUGCGCUUUACAAAAGAAGCUGUGGUUUCACGCUAUAUUACGCUGCAGAACGAUUCAGCGAGCUCAGCACUGCAACGUCUUGAGCUGGAAUUUGUCAGUGACAAAUCCGUUUUGCACCCGUCAGUGAACUUGGAGAACGACGCCAUUUGGCAGCAACGUGAUCAUCAUAGGGAUUUCAUCAAGCAUUCCAAAGUACUUGAAGCUAGCAACGAUGAGUCCGUUCAUCGCAGCUUGUGCAACGUUCAUGCCAAGGUGCAUCUCAACUCGGUUGAGCUCUACGUGGUGCUGUCGAAUCGAAGCGGGCGACAGAAUCUAGGCACGUAUUUGCGCACGGCUUCUGCCUUUGGGGCAACACAAGUUGUGGUCGUGGGCUCUAAGCGUUUUGGCACUCAUGGAGCACAUCGGGCACAAAAGUAUGUCGACGUGGUGCAGUGUUAUGAGUUUGCUGACGCUCGUGCCUUUCUCAAGUCGAAAGGCUGCACCAUUUUUGGUCUGAGCAAACAACCGACCGGAUCCUUUGCAGCACACGCUACGCCUUAUCAAGGAACCAGUGCAUUUGUCAUCGACAACGAGUUCCCUGGACUUUCAACGGAGCAGCAUGCUAUCUGCGACCACUUCGUUCAUGUACCUUUUCACGGCAAACAGACUAAAGCUUCCAGCGAGCUAGUGCUGGACACUACCGUGGUUACAGCUAUUACGCUACAUCAUUUUACUGCAUUUGCACAGUUUCCCAUUCGCGCUAUUGAGGCCACGAGUACGCAGGGCAAGUUUGUGCUGGAUGCAUACCCGGCAUUUAAUCCGACGCGCAACCUGCGCGCUAAGGAAAAGACUGCGAUGCGUGAAGCUAGAAUAGCCAAUGCUGAGGACGUUCUCGCUGAUGACGACGGACUUGGUAGCAUAUUUGAGUGA
Molecule: messenger RNA, 3135 nt
Organism: Peronospora belbahrii
Lineage: Eukaryota; Oomycota; Peronosporomycetes; Peronosporales; Peronosporaceae
Source: the annotation of a GenBank genome assembly